Paramuricea clavata is the source of this 944-nucleotide messenger RNA. Lineage: Eukaryota; Metazoa; Cnidaria; Anthozoa; Malacalcyonacea; Plexauridae. The record is from the annotation of a GenBank genome assembly.
AUGAAAAUGAAUGUAAUGCGACCAUGUAUCCCUGUCAUGAAGAUGCAUUUUGUAACAACACAAUUGGGUCAUUUGAGUGCAUUUGUAAAGAUGGUUUUGAAGGAAAUGAUACACACUGCCAAGGUAUAGCAGAUGUCUCUAUCACUAUCUAAACGAAUGCAGGUUUGUUGAAAGUAUUGUCCGUGCAAGCGUUAAAGGUCAUAUCUUUCAAGAAAAGCUUAUCUUUCUACCUUUUGAAACCAUAUCACUCCCUUAAAUAUUUCCAUUACACCAAUAGUAUGUCUCUUCGGAUGGUCACAAUUUAAAAGAAAUCAAGAGAGAUAUCUAAACGACGAAAUAUUUCUCUGAAAACAGAAAUUCUGCUUCAGUGUAUUAGGUUUUUACAUUCCUGAUAUAAAACCGCAAAACUCAAAACCGCCAAACUGCGAUCUAUAAGCACGCAAAGCACAAUGAAAAUGCAUACAGUAUGUAAUUAAUGGUCUGACAUGCACUCGCUAGCUAUGGUUCCCAUACCCAACAAGCCCUUUUGUUAUCGUUUUUAUUUCUUUGUCUCACGUCACGCAAUUCAAGAACAAACCCAGCAGAAUCCAUUUGAAUUUUAAACGUUUUAACGUUGUUUGUUGGACAUGCUUGACACCUUCAGGAAUUCAAUUCACUUGAUUAGCACGCCUGUUGUGUUUUUCGCGCUUCGAGGUGACGAGCUCAACAUUUUGCGGUUUUCAAAGGGCAACCUGUAUUGAAUCAGUUGUAUAUGUGGUUGCGAGAAACUCACAUUAACGUGCAUUGAAAUAUUUUAGAUAUCGACGAGUGCGAUCGUGAAAUGCAUGAAUGUGAUGGCAAUGCAACAUGUACCAAUACAAGAGGAGGUUACAACUGCACCUGUUAUGACGGUUUCAGUGGCAAUGGAUUUGAUUGUGAAGGUGAAGUACAGUUGUCUUUUUUAA